This is a messenger RNA of Saprolegnia diclina VS20, 972 nucleotides long. RefSeq names its product molecular chaperone DnaJ. Gene Ontology annotation, molecular function: Hsp70 protein binding. Lineage: Eukaryota; Oomycota; Saprolegniomycetes; Saprolegniales; Saprolegniaceae. Gene Ontology annotation, biological process: cellular response to misfolded protein. The transcript has 3 exons. The coding region runs from base 1 to 972 and encodes 323 amino acids. Gene Ontology annotation, cellular component: endoplasmic reticulum membrane. The record is from RefSeq and is a predicted model, not a curated record.
AUGGGGCACUCGCAGUUCGUGACGACGAUGGUGGUCUAUUCGACCGUGGUCAACCCCGGCCUCAACUGGAUUCGGGCGCCCGGGCGCUUCUCCCGCACGAUGGCAAUCUUCUACUCGAUCGGAUUCCUCGUCGCGCUCGCGAGCAUCUCGAUCGGGCUCGAGAUCGCUAACAACCCACCCAACUUUUACGCGAUGCUCGACGUCUCGCGCGAUUGCUCGUUCAACGAUAUCAAGAAAGCGUACCGGACGCGCUCUGUGGAGCUGCACCCGGACAAGAACCCGUCGCCGACGGCCGCCGACGACUUCAACCGCCUCCGCAUCGCGUACGACGUCUUGAGCGACUCGGAGAAGCGCGACGUGUACGAUUUUUACGGCGAAGCGACUGCUCUCUCAAAAGAGCCGCUCACGGACGUCAGCCGUAUCACGAGCCUCCUCUCGUACUACAUUGUGUGGGGCAUCUUGACGUACGUCAUGACGCUCGGCGACGUCUCGGACGUGCGCGCGUGGAGCUACUCGGGCUGCCUGCUCAUGUUUGUCGCCGAGAUCAAUAUUACGCUCGCCAAGGGUGGCUUGUCCCCGCGCUUCUUUCCCCAAAUCACCGUGUACGAGCUCGUGCAGUUUAUGCACUUGCUCUACCCGCCGUUCAUGAACGGGUGCCGGUCCAUGGGCGCUUUCUUCGUGCGCAACAUCCUCCAAGAAAACUACGAUCUGAGCAUGGAGCUUCUCAAGAGCAACAAGAUGAUCAUGAUGGGCAUGCGCCAGCUGCAAGGUGAACUCCAAGGUGUCGGCCACGUGCGCCGUGCCAAGACCGACAAGCGCGAUCCCGCCGACGCGGCCUCGAACGCCCCGACGCCUCAAGAGCAGGAGCUCAUCCAGCCCGCGCCAGUUGUCCAGCCCUGGGGCGGCCUCCCGAUCCCUGGCUUUGUUUACGCAGUGGGCUUUUACAUGGUCAUGAACUACAUCUUUGGGUAA